UGAAAAUCAACAUGGUUAUAAUUUCAUUAAUAAUAUUAUUCCUGAUGAUCGGAGCCGCUGGAUGGAUGUUCUGGUUUUGGAACAACGAUCCGUGUCCACCUUUGGACCCUCAAGAGUGGUGGGGGCCAGAACUGGAGGGAAAAAUGGACACUAGUGUUAGACCUUUUGAAGUGAAGUUUAGUGAGGAGAUGAUAGCAGACCUCAAACACCGCCUCCUCAACACCCGCACACCCCCUCCCCCGCUAGAAGGCGCAGCCUUCCAGUACGGUUUCAACAGCCUCCACCUGAACUCCUGGAAGAAGUACUGGAUCGAGACCUACAACUUCACGGAGAGGGAGCGGUUCUUCAAUCAGUUUCAGCAGUUCAAGACUAAUGUGCAAGGACUGGAGAUACAUUUUAUUUGGGUUCGACCUAAGGCACAAACCGGAGUGGAAGUGCUUCCCCUCCUCCUCCUACACGGCUGGCCGGGAUCCGUACGAGAAUUCUAUGAGAUUAUCCCUCUGCUGGCCCAACAGUCUGACAAAGAAUUUGUGUUCGAGGUUGUAGUGCCUAGUCUUCCUGGCUUUGGCUUUUCUGAUGCACCCGUGCGUCCAGGUUUAGGAGGGCCGCAGACGGCCGUCGUUCUCAAAAACCUGAUGGAACGUUUAGGCCACAAACAGUUCUACAUGCAAGGGGGUGACUGGGGGGGACUGGUUGCUGCUGACCUGGCCACUUUGUAUCCUGAGGCUGUGCUUGGGUUUCACACCAACAUGCCCGCAGUGAAGCAUCCAUGUGCCAUAGCGUUGACUGCUCUCAGUGUCCUAUUUCCCUCCUGGAUAGUGGACCCUGAGGUCGUGGACCGGACCAACAAACUUCAGCUGUAUUGGCGAGCUGGUGGAUACUUAACGUUGCAAGCUACUAAACCUGACACCAUCAAUGUUGCCCUAACCGAAUCGCCUCUCGGCCUCCUAGUCUACAUUCUGGAGAAGUUCUCCUCAGCAACAAACCCUCGCUUCGAGGAACGGGCUGACGAAGGUUUACUGGACAAGUUCUCCAGAGAACAGCUCCUGGACAACGCAAUGAUGUACUGGCUCGAAGGCCGGACUGCGGUCAGGUUAUAUGCUGAUGGGGUUCAUGAAGGGACGAAGAGAUGGAGGUUGAAUAUAAAACCCACACCAGUUCCAACCUGGGUCCUCCAAGCCAAGCACGAGAUCAUAUACCAGACCCCAACGGCCCUCAGGUUUAAAUACCCGAAUCUUCUGAACGUGACAGUGAUGCAUGAAGGGGGACAUUUCUUUGCACUAGAGGAGCCUGAGGCCUUGGCUGAGGAUUUGUUCACCGCUGUGAAGGCUUUUAGGGAGUUCCAUGAGAGGCAGAAAGGUUGAAAUCAAUAAAAUAGAAAAAAAUCAUCUAGGCAUGAUAAGAAAAGAAAACGCACUUUAUCGUCGCUAUCUCUCUCUCUCUCUAACACUCUUCUGUAUUGGUGCAAGUGCAACAGAGCCAGUUUGUCUUUCUAGACAAAGAGUACAAUAGUUCGUGAUGAAGGAUACACACAACUACACUACAAUACAAUACAAUACAAAUACUCUUUAUUGCACACCUCAAUACACGAAACAACAUAGCAAGUAUAAACAACAACUUAAGAGGUAAAACAAGAGGCGGUCUUAUCGCUAAAGGGCGAUCUCUUCCAGACAACCUAGGACUACACUAUAGAGAACUGCAAACCCAUUACAUUCAUUUUCGAAGAUUUACUUGUGUUUCAUUAUUAUAUUACCUACCUAUAUAAUUAUGUACUUAAGUAUAAACAAUGAAAGGAGGUGCUUAUAAAAAAUGGAAGGAGUUACCUCCUAAUCAAAAAUCUUUUUUUUUUUUCAAUUCAUUCACAAUAGCUUCCAGCUCAGUUAAUCUGUCAUUUACGCCCCUUUUAAUUCCAAUCUCGACGAUGCAAUAACAGUUUUCUCACCCCCCGUUUCGAGGGCAAUAACAAUCACUUUACCCCCGAGUGGACUAAUACUGAUACCGCAACU
This is a messenger RNA of Leguminivora glycinivorella, 2006 nucleotides long. Its product is annotated as juvenile hormone epoxide hydrolase-like. The coding region runs from base 12 to 1364 and encodes 450 amino acids. The record is from RefSeq and is a predicted model, not a curated record. The transcript has 7 exons. Gene Ontology annotation, biological process: epoxide metabolic process. NCBI's taxonomy places the organism in Eukaryota, Metazoa, Arthropoda, Insecta, Lepidoptera, Tortricidae. Gene Ontology annotation, molecular function: epoxide hydrolase activity.